Musa acuminata AAA Group (dessert banana) is the source of this 3189-nucleotide messenger RNA. RefSeq names its product pentatricopeptide repeat-containing protein At5g16860-like. Gene Ontology annotation, biological process: RNA modification. Gene Ontology annotation, cellular component: intracellular membrane-bounded organelle. The record is from RefSeq and is a predicted model, not a curated record. Lineage: Eukaryota; Viridiplantae; Streptophyta; Magnoliopsida; Zingiberales; Musaceae. Gene Ontology annotation, molecular function: protein binding; RNA binding; zinc ion binding. The transcript is spliced from 2 exons. Bases 144 to 2771 code for a protein of 875 amino acids.
AGGGUUUUAGCGAUAUCUCCAUGGUCCGCUGGGGAUUCUCAUUCUCACGUCCGUCUGCAGGGUCGAUUUCUGCUUCGUGUAUGAGUGAGCUAAUGGCAGCCAUUUGAGUGGUUAAGGUGGCUGAAUGAGAUGAUGCUGUCGCUAUGCUUCUGGGUUUCCUCAAGGCAACUUCAGGAAUUAGAGUCAGUCUCUUCUCGACAGUGACCCACUUGUCUCCCUCUGUUUCUCCAGUCUCAACUCAGUUUGCUUCCUUGUUGAAGGAAUGCAAGACAGCAUCGACCGCCAGACAGAUCCACCAGCAGAUUGUCAGCCUUGGUCUGCUCUCCUCUCCCUCAAGACCCACCAUUUCUUCGUCGUUGUCAUCUUCGUCAUCAUUGGGAACUGGUAUCAUAGCUGCAUACCUCGCUUGCGAUGCUCUGACCGAUGCCAUCUGCUUGUUGGAGCGUCUCUCACCGUCCCCCGUGCUUUGGUGGAACUUGCUCAUAAGGCAAUAUGUCAAGGAAGGCCACCUUGACUGUGCCCUCAUCCUCUGUCGGCGCAUGCAGCGUGUAGGAACUAGGCCGGACCAUUUCACCUUUCCCUUUGCCCUCAAGGCAUGUGGGGAGCUACCUUCCUACCGACGAGGGACUGUCCUCCAUGCAGUUAUUUGCAGCAAUGGCUUUGAAUUGAAUGUUUUUGUCUGCAAUGCUUUGGUAGCCAUGUAUGCACGCUGUGGUGCUGUGGAGGAAGCUACCUAUGUGUUUGAAGAAAUUAUUUCUAGGGGAAUUGAUGAUGUUACAUCUUGGAACUCAGUGGUAGCAGCACAUGUGAAGAGUGGUAAUCCGGAGAUUGCUUUAGAUCUGUUCUCGGAGAUGACACAAAAAGCCAGUAAUAUGGCUAGCCAAAGGAGGUCAGAUAUCAUAAGUCUUGUAAACAUCCUCCCUGCUUGUGCCUCCCUUUGUUCAUUUCCUCGGGCAAGAGAAAUACAUGGACAUGCUAUAAGAAAUGGUCUUUUCUGGGAUAUCUUUGUGGGAAAUGCUAUGAUUGAUGUGUACUCGAAAUGUGGAGCGAUGGGUGAUGCCUUCAAGGUUUUCAAUGGCAUGGAGGUGAAAGACGUAGUUUCUUGGAAUGCAAUGGUCACUGGAUAUUCACAGAAUGGUGACUUUGACCAUGCCCUUGAGCUUUUUGAGAAGAUGCAUGCGGAGCACAUAGCAUUGGACGUUGUGACUUGGAGUGCUGUAAUUUCUGGGUAUGCUCAGAGGGGACAUGGACAUGAGGCCCUCAGAGUUUUCCGGCAGAUGCAGGUCUCUGGGUUGGAGCCUAAUGCUGUCACCAUUAUCUCACUCCUCUCUGCUUGUGCUUCCAUUGGAGCUAUUUCUCAGGGAAUGGAAACACAUGCCUAUGCUGUUAAAAAAUGCCUUCUAAUGUUAGAUGAUGAUGAUGGUGAUGGGGAAGAUCUGAUGGUGCAGAAUGCUCUUGUAGACAUGUAUUCUAAAUGUAGGAAUUUCAAAUUAGCCCAAUCAUUAUUUAGUUCUAUUCCACUUAAGGGGAGAAAUGUUGUUACUUGGACUGUCAUGAUUGGAGGUUAUGCACAACAUGGAGAUGCCAAUGAUGCUCUAGCACUCUUCUCGAAGAUGUUAGUAAAAGCUAGGUCCAUUGUGCCCAAUGCUUUCACUAUAUCUUGUGCUCUUAUGGCUUGUGCUCGUCUAGCAGCGCUACGGUUUGGUAAGCAAAUACAUGCUUAUGUGAUUCGCAAUAGGUACAAGGGCACGAAGCUGUAUGUAGCUAAUUGCCUCAUUGACAUGUAUUCCAAGUGUGGUGAUGUUGAUGCAGCUCAAAAUGUUUUUAACAUGAUGCCAGAUAAGAAUUCUGUUUCUUGGACAUCGCUGAUGACUGGUUAUGGGAUGCACGGCUAUGGCAAAGAUGCCCUCCGUGUCUUUGAGGAGAUGCAAAAGGUGGGGUUUGUUCCUGAUGGCAUCACUUUCCUAGUUGUGCUCUAUGCCUGUAGCCAUUCUGGCAUGGUCGAUGAGGGGCUGGAUUAUUUUCACAACAUGGGCAAGGAUUAUGGGGUCGAUGCUGGCGCUGAACAUUAUGCUUGUGUAAUCGACCUGUUGGGCCGUGCUGGUCGCUUAGAUAAAGCUUGGGAGAUGACAAAGAACAUGCCAAUGAAACCCACGUCAGUUGUUUGGGUGGCCUUGCUUAGUGCGUGUAGAACCCAUGCCAAUGUGGAGCUUGGUGAAUAUGCUUUGGGGCAGUUGUUAGAGUUGGAGCCUGGAAAUGAUGGGUCGUACACAUUGCUCUCCAACAUAUAUGCAAAUGCAGGCCGCUGGAGAGAUGUAGCCAGGAUCAGAUCUUUGAUGAAGAAGUCUGGAAUCAAGAAGAAGCCUGGUUGCAGCUGGAUUCAGGAAAAGAAAGGCACUGUGACAUUCUUUGUCGGAGACAGAUCUCACCCACAAUCUAAACAGAUCUAUGCUCUUCUUGGGACCUUGAUCGAACGUAUCAAAGCCCUUGGUUAUGUGCCUCAGAUGCAUUUCGCUUUGCAUGAUGUGGAUGAUGAGGAGAAAAGUUGCCUCCUCUCUGAGCACAGUGAGAAGCUUGCUCUUGCUUAUGGUAUCCUCACCUCCUCACCUGGAACUCCCAUUCGUAUCACAAAGAACUUGCGGGUGUGUGGUGACUGCCACAGUGCCAUCACAUUCAUCUCUAUUAUUGUUGACCAUGAGAUCAUACUAAGGGAUUCCAGUCGUUUCCAUCACUUUAAAAAUGGUUCUUGCUCAUGUGGUGGCUAUUGGUGAUUCUUCUGUCGAAGAUUUUAGUAAUAUUCCACAUUGGCAACCAAGAAUUUGCAGCAUUUAUAUCAAAUUGUAUUCAUUCAUAUACUUCUGUCUCUUCUCCUUACGUGGGGAAUUUUACCAUGGAUGAUAUUUCCAGUAGACUAGAAAUUGGCCGCAAAUGUAUGUUGACACACUAAGAGUGCUAGUUCUUCAAAAUAUUGAGAUGGUCAAGUUGACUAGAGAAUAUCAUUCUGGUUCUGUUUUUCUUUUCAAAUUCAGAUGGAAUUAGAAUUCCUCGUCACUAUAUUUAUCUGACAUCUUUAUGGAUUAAGAUUCUUGAAGACAUCAAGUUUAUGAAUGAUGGUGAAGGUCUUCAUGGAUUCUGGCUGUGUUUUUGUAUUUGUAUAUCUGAAUGCUGCUGCUGAGAGUUAGUAGAUUA